AGGAAUACACGUUUCCGAACAGUGAUUUCUUCUUUGAGUUAUGCCCUAUAGCGCACUUCCCGUUGAUAAAUCCACAUCCAUCAGCAACUUUGUGAACUACCUGGCAUGGGUGGCGAUAUUUUCCCCGAUUCGAGGAUGUGACGUUAAAUGUGUCGGAACUCUCAGGAAAUAUUUUGUGUCUUCAUUUUAAAAUCCAAGGUACACGGGAGAUGAAGGUUAAAAUCAAGCAGUGGAACGGCGUGGCAUCCUGGCUGUGGAUGGCCAAUGAUGAGAACUGUGGGAUCUGCAGAAUGUCUUUUAAUGGCUGUUGCCCAGAUUGUAAGGUUCCUGGAGAUGACUGCCCAUUGGUCUGGGGCCAGUGCUCCCACUGCUUCCACAUGCACUGCAUCCUCAAAUGGCUCAACUCCCAGCAGGUCCAGCAGCAGUGCCCCAUGUGUCGCCAAGAGUGGAAGUUCAAAGAAUGAGCUCAUCCGGAGAACGUCACUUGAAUGCCUUUCAAAGACUGAGACUUCACAGAGGAUUGUAGUGUUUCGGAAUACAUAUGCUUCUGUUUUUUGUUGUACAUUUCCAGCUACUUUGUUUUUCUCUGAGGCUGUCAUAGUUUGUUUUCUGUGGAGGGGUGUGUGAAUAACAAUGAAUGUGAAUAAAUGUGAUUAGGAUUUAAGCUUGA
Messenger RNA from Oncorhynchus masou masou (cherry salmon), 670 nucleotides. RefSeq names its product anaphase-promoting complex subunit 11. Lineage: Eukaryota; Metazoa; Chordata; Actinopteri; Salmoniformes; Salmonidae. The transcript has 4 exons. The coding region runs from base 210 to 464 and encodes 84 amino acids. The record is from RefSeq and is a predicted model, not a curated record. Gene Ontology annotation, biological process: protein ubiquitination; positive regulation of mitotic metaphase/anaphase transition; anaphase-promoting complex-dependent catabolic process. Gene Ontology annotation, cellular component: anaphase-promoting complex; nucleus. Gene Ontology annotation, molecular function: zinc ion binding; cullin family protein binding; ubiquitin protein ligase activity.